CAGUUGCGCCCAAACGAUCGACUGGGAAGGACGGAUUUUUUUUUUCAGAAUCCAGAAACGGGAAGUGAAAAAAGUGAAGCCAGAAAUAUUCAAAUGAGAAGUGCCGCAAGAUAAGCCUGCAUUUUGAUGGUGGAAAAAAGCAGCGAGCGAAGAAGAAGCAGAUUUGUGACUUCGUGGUUAUUGAAACUUUGAUUUUCGGAGUUCGUAGGGAGUUUUUCGGAAAAGCGCACCACCCAUGCGCAAACCAACAGCAAUGGGUGGCAACGGCCCGCUGUGGUCCCUCUUCGUUGGGCUACUGGUGGCCAUUGGCAUCACGUUGCCGGUAGCUCACGCAGAGUUGACACCCCCCUACUUUAAUCUGGCCGAGGGACGAAAGAUCACUGCCUCGGCCACCUGCGGUGUAGAUACGGAUGGUCCCGAGUUGUACUGUAAACUGGUCGGUGCCAACACCGAAAACGAUCACCAAAACCAAUACUCGGUCAUUCAGGGACAGGUUUGCGACAUUUGUGAUCCGAAUGAUCCGGACAAGAGCCACCCGGCCGAAUAUGCCAUCGAUGGAACGGAAAACUGGUGGCAGAGUCCGCCGCUGUCCCGAGGAAUGAAAUACAACGAGGUCAAUUUGACCAUCGAUUUUGGACAGGAAUUCCAUGUGGCCUAUUUGUACAUCCGUAUGGGCAACUCGCCUCGACCAGGUUUGUGGACCCUGGAGAAAUCGAUGGAUCACGGCAAGACUUGGCAAUCGUGGCAGCACUUUUCCGACUCCCCGGCGGAUUGCGAAACCUACUUUGGCCGGGACAGUUUGCGUCCGAUUAUGAACGAUAACGAUGUGGUCUGUACGACGGAGUAUUCCAAGAUCGUGCCGCUCGAAAACGGCGAGAUCCCAGUGAUGUUGCUAAACAACCGUCCUUCGGCUAACAAUUACUUCAACUCAACCACGCUCCAGGAAUGGACACGCGCAACGAAUGUCCGAAUCCGUUUGUUACGAACUAAGAAUCUGUUGGGUCAUCUGAUGUCUGUAGCCAGACAGGAUCCAACCGUUACCCGUCGGUAUUUCUAUUCGAUCAAGGAUAUUUCCAUUGGUGGGCGAUGUAUGUGUAACGGUCACGCGAAUACCUGUAACGUGCUGGAUCCGCGAUCGCCGACUAGGAUCUUGGCCUGUCAGUGUCAGCACAAUACCUGCGGCAUCCACUGCUCUCAGUGUUGUCCAGGGUUCGAGCAGAAGAAGUGGCGUCAGAAUACCAACGCUUGGCCCUUCCAGUGCGAACCUUGUAACUGCCACGGCCACUCGAACGAGUGCGAGUAUUCGGAAGAAAUUGACGAGAAGGGACUGUCCUUGGACAUCCAUGGAAACUAUGAGGGAGGCGGUAUCUGCCAAAACUGCCAGGACAAUACCGAGGGCAUCAACUGUAAUAAGUGUAAAAGCACAUUCUACCGACCGUACGGAAAGCACUGGAAUGAAACCGACGUUUGUCAACCUUGCAAUUGUAACCACUUCUACUCGACCGGAAACUGCGAGGAAGAAACUGGUCGUUGCGAAUGCAAACCGGAGUUCAACCCACCGAACUGCGAUUCUUGCUCCUAUGGGCACUUUGGCUAUCCGAACUGUCGUCCCUGCGAGUGUAAUCUGAACGGAACCAUUGGCUAUCACUGCGAGGCCGUUAACGGCGAAUGUCCCUGCAAGCCGAACUUUGGUGGAGCUCAUUGCAGACAGUGCGCCGAGGGGUACUACGAUUUCCCGGAAUGCGAACCUUGUGGCUGUAAUUCAAUCGGAUCGUUAAGUCACGUGUGCAGCUACGAAUCUGGACAGUGUCAGUGCAAGCCGAACUUUGCUGGCCAGCAUUGUGACAAAUGUAAAGAUGGUUUCUUCAACUACCCAACUUGUUCAUAUUGUAACUGUGAUGUUCGCGGAACGUUGGAUGAAGUUUGCGACAAGGGUAAUGGAAAAUGUUUGUGCCGUGAGGGUUACGGAGGUCCGAGGUGUGAUCAAUGUAUUGCCGGUUACUACAACUACCCGGAAUGUGUCCCUUGCAACUGUUCCGGAGCCGGAAGCGUGUCUACGAUUUGUGAUAUCACUGGAAAGUGUGCCUGUUUGCCAAACUUCUCGGGACGGCAGUGUACCAUGUGUCUGCCGGGGUAUUAUCAGUAUCCAGAAUGUCUACCUUGCAAUUGUGAUGCUCAUGGAUCUAUUGGGCUGUCUUGCAAUACUGAAGGACAGUGUCAGUGUGCGUACAACUUCGAUGGCAAAACUUGUAAUCAAUGUAAGGAAGGAUUCUACAACUUCCCCGCCUGCGAGGAGUGUAACUGUGACCCGGCUGGUGUUAUUGCUAAGUUUGCUGGUUGCGGAUCGGUGCCUGAGGGAGAGUUAUGUCAAUGUAAGGAGCGUGUUCAAGGAAGAAUUUGUGACAAAUGUCGACCUCUGUACUGGAAUUUGAACGCAAGCAAUCCGCAUGGUUGUGAGGAUUGUGAGUGUUUCAUCGAUGGUACAAUCGGUGCUCUGGACACGUGUGACACCAAAACUGGUCAGUGCGCAUGCAAACCUUCUGUAACCGGUCGUCAGUGUUCGGAAUGUAAAGAUGGAACAUUUGAUCUUUUCGGAGCCAGCUUGUUUGGUUGCAAGGAUUGUGGUUGUGACAUUGGAGGUGCAGCUGAUGACGUGUGCAACAAGGAAACAGGACAGUGUAGAUGCCAUCCUAGAAUUGCUGGUCGUACUUGUACUGAUCCGUUGAUGACUCAUUACUUCCCUACUUUGUACCAGUUCCAAUUCGAGUACGAAGACGGAUACACUCCAUCAGGAGCUCAAGUGCGCUAUCAAUUCCACGAAGAUGUUUUCCCAGAGUUCAGCAAACGUGGUUACGCAGUAUUCUCGGGACUACAAAACGAAGUCUUAAACGAAGUGAGCGUGAUGAAAUCUUCAGUGUACCGUCUGGUCAUCCGUUACAAAAAUCCAACCUCGGAAAAUGUCAUUGCUCAAAUUCUUAUUACUCCUGACAACCCAACCGAGCUGGAACAAAAGGCAAAGGUAUUGUUAAAACCCAAUGAAUAUCCAGAAUUUGUCACAGUAUCGGGCUCUAAGGGAGAGAUUCCUUCACCAGUCGUUCUAGAUCCCGGCCGGUACACGAUUAGCACCAAAACGGAUAAGAAUGUAUUCUUGGAUUACUUUGUGCUUUUACCUGCUGCCUACUAUGAAGCUCCUAUUUUGACCAAGAAAAUAGAAAAUCCAUGUGAAGUUACCGAUCUGGGACUAUGCAGACACUACAAAUACCCCAACAUUAUUGAGUUCAAACCCCAAGUAGAAGCUCACGUUGUUGAAGGCGAAGAAUCGUUUAAACCUGGCGAAUACUUCAAAGAUUAUGAACAUCUCGAUGUGAUCCAGGAAGAAAAUUUGCCACUCCUUACCGUAGAACAAAAUGAGCUUAGCUAUGUUGUUGAUGUCGCUCGUCCAGGAAGAUACAUUUUGGUUGUUGAUUACAUAACCAACAGGAACUAUCCCGAAAUCUCCGUUCUACAAAUCAAUCAAAUUGGCGAUACUGAAGCAACGGGUACUGUUACUGCAUACCCGUGUAUGUACACUACAGUUUGUCGUCAACCAGUGAUCGAUGUUGAAUCUCGUGAAACCGUGUUUUACAUGGAUCCAAAUAACCGCAAACCGAUCGUUGUAUCUAGUCAAGAACCUUCGGGAGCAGUGGCUAUAAAAUCUAUAACUGCUAUUCCAUUCGAGGAAUGGUCGAUUGAUUACGUCAGUCCAAAUCCGGUUUGCAUAAUGCAGAAUGGCAAAUGUGUCCAAACAGCGUACCGUACAGCUCCAGAUUCCAGAAAGAUUGAAUUUGAGACAGAUAACGAAGAGCGUGUGGCUGAAACUAACCCUGGCGAUCUAUCCGAUAGUGCUACCAAAUUGAUUUAUCUCGACAAAGAUGAGCCUGCGUUGAAUGUCAAAGCCAAAGUACCGCAUCCUGAUCGUUACGUUAUAAUAGUUAAGUUUUAUCAACCAAACCAUCCGGUAUUCCACAUCCAGUACCGUAUCGAAACCGAUCGUCAAAAUUACGACGGAAAGUUGCCCUUGCGUCACUGUCCCGCCAAUUCUGGAUGUCGUGAAAUUUUGAAACAAGAUAAUGGAUACAUCUGGUUUGAUUUGGAAGAAGUGUUUGAUUUCACAUUGCUCAGUGGCGCUACCAAAGGCGUCUGGCUGGACUACAUUCUUCUGGUUCCUGCUGAUCAGUUCCACGAUGAUCUAUUACAGGAGGAAACAUUCGAUCAGACGAAGGAUUUCAUUCAACAAUGUGGUCAAGAUCAUUUCCACAUUCAGUUGAAUGCAACUGAUUUCUGCAAGCAAGCUGUGUUCUCACUAACUGCCGAUUACAAUAGUGGAGCACUUCCAUGCAAUUGCGAUUACUACGGAUCAACGAGUUUCGAGUGUGAACCAUUCGGUGGACAGUGUCAAUGUAAACCCCAUAUUAUCGGGCGUCAAUGUGAGGCUUGUAAGACUGGUUUCUAUGGUUUCCCAGAUUGCCAACCUUGUGAUUGUCCUUCGACUGCUCUCUGUCAGAAAGACACAGGAGAGUGUAUCUGUCCGGAUCGCGUUACAGGUGAAAAAUGUGACCAAUGUAUGCCGUACACGUUUGGUUACGAUCAAAUAAUUGGAUGCGAAGAAUGUAACUGCAAUCCUCUGGGUGUUGCUGGUAAUAAUCUGCAGUGUGAUUUGGAAAGCGGAUUGUGCGAUUGCAAGUCCAAUGUAGUGGGACGAACCUGUGACCGUUGUCAGUACGGAUUCUUCAAUUUCCCAUACUGCGAACCCUGUAAGUGUGACAUUAGAGGUACCACGUUUGAAAUCUGCGAUCAGCAUGACGAGAAAUGUUUCUGCAAGAAGAAUGUUCAAGGUCGAGAGUGCAAUCAGUGUGUUGAUGGUACAUAUAACCUACAAGCGACCAAUGCGGAGGGAUGUACAAAGUGCUUCUGUUUCGGUCAUACUUCGGUUUGUGAAACGGCAUUCUUGAGGCCUUUGAAUGUGAGCAUGAUGUCAAGUGUGACACUGAAUACGAUCAAACUAUCUGGCGGAAAGCCACAAAUUUCCCAGUGGAUUGUCGAUGGUCAAAUCAUGAUCAACGAAACCUCAGCAGAAGUUGCCCUAAGUGAUGUUGAUAAUGAAGAACUUUUGUCUGGCCUAACGUACUUUGGUAUGCUGGAAUAUUUGCUGGAUUUGAACAGUCAUAUUACAGCAUAUGGAGGUCAUUUAACCUAUAAAAUACAUUACACCACUGGACUGUUUGGAAGUUCUCUUAUUGGUCCCGAUGUCAUCCUUGAAGGAAAGAACAUGAUCAUCACCCAUCAGAGUAUCGAGCAACCGGCAUCAAACACAUUAUUUAAUGGCCGAGUGCAAAUGGUGGAAUCUAAUUUCCAAACUGCUUCUGGUGGUCCAGUUACCCGAGAACAGUUCAUGAUGAUUCUUAGAGACCUCAAGGCAAUUUACAUCAGAGCAUCGUACUGGGAGCAGGGUCUUACGACAAUCGUUUCAGACGUUAGCCUAACAAUGGCUCAUGAUGAUCCUGGAAACUAUGACAUGUACGAAGAGCUAUCCGUUGAACGUUGCUCGUGUCCACCGGGAUACACGGGACUUUCCUGUGAAGACUGUGCGCCAGGGUAUUAUCGGGAUCCGAAUGGGCCUUAUGGAGGAUAUUGUAUACCCUGUCAGUGCAAUGGUCAUGCCGACACUUGCGACUGUAAUACCGGAGUUUGUAACGAAUGCCAACAUUAUACAACCGGGGAACAUUGCGAUCAAUGUAUCGAAGGGUAUUACGGAAAUGCUACGAGAGGAUCACCGAACGAUUGUAUGAUUUGUGCCUGUCCACUUCCAAUUGAAUCCAACAACUUUGCCACUUCAUGUGAGGUAUCAGACGAUGGAUACGAAAUCCAUUGCGAAUGUAAACCCGGCUAUACAGGCGAAAAGUGUCAGAGCUGUGCUUCUGGAUUCUUUGGGGAACCGGAAGUUGAAGGCGAAGUAUGCAAACCGUGCGAUUGUUCCGGAAACAUAAAUCCUGAAGAGCCUGGCUCAUGUGAUUCAGUAUCUGGAGAAUGUUUGCUGUGUUUGAAUAAUACUUACGGUAGAGCUUGCAACCUUUGUGCUCCAGGAUUCUAUGGAGAUGCUGUUCACCUGAAGGAUUGUCAAAGUUGUAUCUGUGAUGCAACUGGAACAGAGCAUUGCGAUAAUUUCAUAGGAACCUGUAACUGUUAUCCAAAUGUGAUUGGAGAAAAGUGCGAUCGAUGCAAACAAGAUCAUUAUGGAUUCGAAUCAGGUAGAGGAUGUUCGCCUUGUGAUUGCGGAAUUGCUUCCAACAGCACGCAGUGUGAUGAUCAUACAGGAAAGUGCGCUUGCAAACCAGGAGUCACUGGACGACAGUGCGAUCGAUGUGAGCCAGGUUAUUGGAAUUACAAUGAAGAUGGGUGUACUCCUUGCUCUUGUAACACCGACUAUUCUCGAGGACUUGGAUGUAACCCCGUCACUGGUCAAUGUGAAUGUCUAUCAGGUGUUGUAGGUGAGAAAUGUGACUCUUGUCCGUACAGAUGGGUACUUAUUCCUGAUACUGGAUGUUUGGAAUGUGAUGGCUGUCAUCAUGCACUGUUAGAUGUCACCGAUGAGCUCAAAGACACAAUUGAUCCAGUUCUGCACGAUAUUGAAACCGUUGCUGAUGAUUAUUACACAUCACAAAAGCUAAAAUAUUUCGAUGAUUUAGUCGAUGAAAUUGAACCAGCAGUUAGAAAACUUGAUCCACAUGGAGUGAAUUUGAAUCCAUCUCGUAAAGCAAUUGAAACGCUUGAAUCCGAUGUCAAAAAUCUUGAUCGGCGUAUUCAAUAUGCAGACCAAACGGCUAACAAAUUGUCAACUGACAGUGAAGACUUACUCAAAAGCUCAUCAGAAAUUUUGGAUUCGUGUAGGUUUGUUAACUUCAACACUCGUAGUACAAUUCUCGAGGUAGAGAAACUGGCUGAAAACUUGGGUAAAUCUGAAAGCAAUAAAUUGGACCAGGCAUACAACGAAGCAGAAAGAUAUUUAGAUUUGAUCAAGCAAUACUCUGCCACACCAUCAAGUCUGAACGUGCAGUAUGAUAAUGCUACGGAGUUGCUGGAACGUGUCGAAGAGUUUGCAAAACCGGUACAGGAUCAGCAGGAUAGAUUGAACAAGUUGUUGUAUACUAUCGGUAAAUUUGAUGUUAAAAUGGAAGAUCUUUACAAUUGGAGUAUAAAAAUUGAAGAAGAAGGACGGGCAACCGCGAAGUUGAAUAACAGAAAUAAGGGAGCAUUGGACACAAAGUUUGAGACCGUAUCGGCUCAUUCAAAGGAAGCUUCGGAUAACAUUGAAAAUGCCAAAAAACUUAUUGAUGAUUCUGCGAAAAUAAGUCUAGACAUCUACACCACUCACACAGAACUUGAUAACAUCAAUUCGGAAUUGAAACAGCUGAACGCGCAAAUGGAUGCUGAUUUACCGAAACAUGAACAGGAAUAUCAAGAACUGACCCCCAAAAUACAGCAAGCUAUUGAUUACGCUGCCAACUUGAAAGAAGAAGCACAACGAUUAACAGACAACUAUUCGCAUGUAACUGCCAAUUCUGAAACCGCAUUGUCCGCUGCCACUGCUUACUCCAAAAUUGCUGAAGCUGUCAAUGCAGCCAAAGACAAUACGGAAAAGACACAACAAUUGGCAGAGAACGCUACUGAGCUUACGAAAGGAAUCGAACAAAGAGCUGGUCAGUCCGAUCAAGAUUCGCGGGAGCUGUUGAAUGAAGCUGUGAGGUCGUUACACUCGCUUCAAACUGACCUGGAACCGCAUAUAAAUAGGACUGCUGCCCUGGUAGAUCAUAUCAUGAAGAGCAAUCAAGACAGUGAUGAUGUUCUGUAUUCCAUCAAUCAAUCACUGGAAGCAAUUCCUGAAAACUCGUACACUACUAAUUUGGAAAAUGCACGAGAUCAAGCAAUUGAAACUUUGGAAAAAGCUCAAUCGGCUAUGAAAGUAAUGGAUCCUAUUAUCUCUGAUCUGCCGAAGAGCGUUUAUCAGUCUGAGCAGUUACCGAAAGAUAUCGAUAGCACCAAUAAGAGCAUUCAACUGGCUGCAAGUCAGAUCGAACAGUACAAGAACAUGGUUCCAAAGGUUGAGCUAUUGGUAGAUGAAGUAGAAGAUAAACAAAACAAACUUGAUUCAAUGGUGAGUGAUAUCGGGGAUCGACUGGAAUCACUUAAGAAGCAAAUCGCGAGUGCACGAUCCUUGGCAAAUAGUAUUCGAUUUGGUAUGACCUUUCAUCCGAAUACAACUCUGGAAUUAAAACCACCAGAAGCAUUGUCUCAAAUGGCUACAAACUCGACGGCCUCUGUCUAUUUCAAAACCAACAAGCCCGAAGGUUUCUUGUUAUAUCUUGGUAAUGAGGUAAAACCAGAGGCUAAGAAGAGCUCACGAGAUGAUUAUAUGGCCCUGGAGAUUGAAAAUGGGUACCCUGUAUUGUCUAUUGAUUUGGGUAACGAUCCGGAAAAAGUUAUCAAUCCGAAGUACGUAGCAGAUGACAAGUGGUAUCAGGCAAUCAUUGAUAGAAGUGGAAAUAAUGUUAAGCUUACUAUUCGUGAAGAGUUGGAUAAUGGCACGGAGAUGAUUCAUCCCAAGGAACAAACUCUGCCAGGCUCCUAUAACGUGUUCAAUGUGGAUCAGAACAGUAAACUGUUCGUUGGUGGUUAUCCUCCGGAGUACAACAUCCCUGUUGACGUGAAGUCCGGUGAAUUUAGCGGAGAGAUUCAGGACCUCCAAAUCGGUGGAGAACAUGUAGGUUUAUGGAACUUUAUCGAUGCCCAAAACGUUCAUGGAGGAAGAGAGCGAGAUAAGCUUUUGGACGAAGACAAACCAACAACUGGCUUUAGAUUUGGUGGUAAUGGAUACGUCAUGGUCGAUGCAAAAUCCUAUUCCUUCAAACAUAGAUCGCAGAUUCAAUUCCGUUUCAAGGCUACCCAGGAUACAAAGGAUGGACUGCUGUUCUACGCCGGUAAAAAUCGUCACUUCAUUUCUGUCGAAAUGAAACAAGGUGCUAUAGUCUUCCAGUUCAAGCUUGGACAACAGGCUGAAGUAGUGACUAUUGGUUCAACUGGUAUGUUCAACGAUGACAAUUGGCACACGGUGUCUGCUGAGCGAGAUGGAGCAAUUGGAAAGUUGACUGUGGAUGGCAAUGCAGUGUAUCAAGAAACGCCGAACAAUCCUUCGACUAAUGUAGAACCGUUGAGAAUAUCCGAGUCCAUGUUCUUCGGUGGUGUAUCGGACAAAAUUCAUCACCCCGAGGUUACUUCCAAAGGAUUUGAUGGGUGUAUUGAUGAUGUUUACAUUCUGGGAACUCGUGUCGAUUUGAGUAUCAACCAGAAGGCUCUAGAUGUUCGCCCUGGCUGCCCAAUGAAAUUCUCAUCACUCCUAUCAUUCCCUCCGCAUCAAUUCGGACACGUUAGCCAACCAGGAGUUGUAUCUAAUAAUGGUCUUCAGGUAAAUAUCAAAUUCAAGACCGUUCAAAGCUACGGAGUUUUGUUCUACACAUCAGACUACGAUCAAAGCGGUACGUUCGGUUUAACUUUGGAAGAUGGAUCACUAGUAUUGAGAAGCUCCAAACAGGAAGUUAAUACAGGAAAAAAUAAAUACAACGACGGUGAAUGGCAUGCUGUCACUGCUACUCAUGAACGCGAUCGCUUCUCGUUAGUUGUAGAUGAUAGUGAUCCAUUCGUAUCUGACCAAACUCCUCAAGAGCUGUAUAUCGCUGAUGGAGAAAUCUACUUUGGAGGUUUGCCUAAAAACUUCGUUACGCCAAGGGGAGCCAUCAUAACGCCAGCCUAUUUCUGGGGAUGUAUCCGGGAUGUGACGGUCAAUGGACAGAUCGUUAAUUUCGCUAACUUAAAGGAUAAGAAAUCGGCAAUCCUGGAUCAUUGUUCGAAGAGCAUCUUUGCCAUCAGUCCCAGUGAAAUUCCGUUGUAUUAUCCAGAUGGUGCUAGCGAGCCAGUUGUGUUCAUCCCAAGGUUCGAAGUUGAAGAUAGCAAACCUGAUACAAGCAAAGGAAAUAAUAUCGAAGACACUGUCCAUCAAGAAAUUCCAGAGCCUGAUGAAGAGACAACUGUGCCAUUUAUUGAGCAGAUUACAACUACGGAAGCUACGACAACGACGACCAGGAAACCACGACCUCCCCCUGAAAAACCGGAACCAACGUGUAAACUGCCAAUUGUUCCCGAUCAGGAUGUCGAUUUUGAUGCUGGUUAUCGUUUCGGUACCGGACCUUUUAGCCAUAUCGAGUUUAACGAAAUUCCUCAGAAGCUCAAAAAGCAGUACGAGUUCUCGCUUACUUUCAAGACUGAAUUUUCUGAAGGAGUGUUGUUCUAUGCGGCCGACUCACGCCAUACUGAUUUCAUUGCGCUGUAUCUUCGGGAUGGCAAAGUCUUCCACUCUUUCAACUGUGGUUCAGGAUCUGCCAACAUUAGCUCAGAACGUCGCUACGACGACAAUGAAUGGCAUACGGUACAUUUCUCUCGUGUCCAUAACAAGGGUAAACUGGUGGUGGAUAGCGAGGAUGAAGUUCAUGGAGAAUCUGCAGGAAAUACUCGCACCAUGCAAGUUCAGGCUCCGUUCUUCGUUGGAGGUGUAUCUGGCGGAGAACACUAUGAGGAUGUCGCUCUCAAUCUGAAGAUCGAUAAAAACAUUCUGGAACGAGACCAGUUCGUUGGAUGCAUAACUGAUAUUCAAGCCUUCAAUCGACCUUUGGGAACACCGUCGAACAUAACUCAAACGAUCCCAUGCUCUUCGCAAAUUGAACAAGGUAUGUUCUUCGGUAAAGGUGGAGGAUUCGUCAAGUUGCGUGAGAAGUUUAAGGUCGGAACGGAAUUGACCGUGAGCAUGGACAUUAAACCACGAUCAAACACCGGUUUGCUGAUGUCGGUCCAUGGCAAAAAGGCAUUCUUUGUGCUUGAACUGAUCAAUGGUAACAUAAGUCUUACGGUGAACAACGGCGAUGAACCGUUCACUGCCAUGUAUAUUCCGGAUCCAAGCGAAAACUUGUGCGACGGCCAGUGGCGAACCAUCACUGCCAUCAAAUCGUUCUACGUUAUAACGAUCAAGGUGAAUGAUGUCAGCUCCAAUCCCGCCAUUGGAGACGCUCGUUCUGGAUCUACCGAUACAACAAGGCCGCUGUUCCUUGGAGGUCAUCCUCAUUUGCAGAGGAUUCGAGGACUUUCGGCGCGCGAGCCUUUCCAGGGUUGUAUUCGUAAUGUGAUCAUCCGUAAUCAGCGAGAGCAGCUUACACCAAAGAUGACGGUGGGAAAUGUACAAACUGGAGUUUGUCCAACUAUUUAAAAGUAAAGUAAUUUCUAAAUUUGAAAUCUCAAGGCUUUAGACCUUCGCUAGUGUAAUGGGAAAUGGAUUUGGUUUAUGAUAGGGAAAUACGCAGGAAUGUAGGAUGAGUUUAUCAGUGUUGGUUUUGAUAGACAUUAAAUACGCAUUUAUUCUUGAGUGAGGAAUUCGGAACAACACUGGUAAAAUCAUUUUUUGAAUGGAUAUACGAUGACGACUUGGCUUUCAAAAUUUGAAUUAACUCUUUAAUUUUUACUUCUAUCUUUUCACUAUAUUUUCUUUUAUUCGACGAAUGGGAAAAUUUUCAUAUGAGUUUAAAAAAACAAUUGGUCUUGAUUCAUACAAAUCAAAGUAAAACAGAAGAAUUGAAAAGUUAUCAAGAAUCAGAAAUUUUUAACUUAAGCGGUUUAUUUCGUUUUCUCUCUUGUAAGUGAUUUCUACGAAAAUCGAAUGGCUUGGAAAUUCUUUAUAACGUUAAGUUCGAAACUCGAAAAGUAAUCCUUCAUUCAAAUUUUGUUUUGACAACCAGUGUGGAUACAAACAUUAUAACUAUUCGAAGAUUUCAAUAUAAAGAAACUUUCGAAAUGUAAAACCCAGUAACGUAUACUCUUUUACUAUUUUUAAUGAUACUCUUAUCGUCGAUACUAACAUUUUCAAAUAAAUUCUUUACUAACAUAGAAUUAGUCGAACAAAA
Messenger RNA from Uranotaenia lowii, 12038 nucleotides. RefSeq names its product laminin subunit alpha (gene LanA). Gene Ontology annotation, biological process: regulation of cell adhesion; regulation of embryonic development; cell adhesion. Gene Ontology annotation, molecular function: signaling receptor binding. The transcript has 11 exons. The record is from RefSeq and is a predicted model, not a curated record. Bases 236 to 11347 code for a protein of 3703 amino acids. Lineage: Eukaryota; Metazoa; Arthropoda; Insecta; Diptera; Culicidae.